GCCUCUCAAUCAUUAGCUUCUCUCUCUCUCCCUCUCCAAACCCUAAAAACCUCCUCACUCUCUCUCCUCUUUCUCUCUCUAAAGCUCGCGGACGACGACGAGCCACGCCCGACGCAGACACCACUCAACCACCUUCCUCCAUCUUUUAGCUCAGCUCAGCUCAGUUCCGGCAAGCUCGAAGCUCGCGACAGCGAAGUGCCCGUCCUGUAGCUGCGGAUCGUCGCCGGAGAGAGAGAGAGAGAGAGAGAGAGAGAGCGAGGGGAAAGCAGCGGACCUUUUACGACGGAGGCGGAGGUUGGGGGGAGGGGCGGCCGAGGAGGGUUUGGUCUCGAGAGCGCCAUGUCGAAUUCCGACGUGGGGAGCAACGCCGCCGCGGCCAACGGGGCGAUCAUCGAUCCCCAGCGGCAGCCGCACCAGCAGGGGGCCAACGGCGCCCUCGCCGUCAAGAAGCCCCCCUCCAAGGACCGGCACAGCAAGGUCGACGGACGCGGCCGCCGGAUACGGAUGCCGAUCAUAUGCGCCGCCCGCGUCUUCCAGCUCACCCGCGAGCUCGGGCACAAGUCCGACGGCCAGACCAUCGAGUGGCUCCUCCGCCAGGCCGAGCCCUCCAUCAUCGCCGCCACCGGGACGGGGACCACCCCCGCCAGCUUCUCCACCGUCUCCGCCUCCGUCCGCGGCGGCGGCGGCGGCGGCGGGUCCAGCUCCGGCGGCCUCUCCUGCUCGAUCUCCAUGUCCCCCAACGCCUCUUCCUUGGAGCACAAGCCCCUCCUCGGGCCGCCGUUCAUCCUCGGGAAGCGCGUGAGGGCGGAGGACGACGGCGGGAACGGCAAGGACGAGGUCUCCGUUGUGGGCCCCACCGUGGAGGGGAUGGUCGGCGCCGGCGGGGCCCCGGGCGGCUUCUGGGCGCUGCCGGCGCGGCCCGACUUCUGGAGCUUCGCGGCGGCGGCGGCGGCCGCAGCGGCGCCGCCGGAGAUGGUGGUGCAACAGGGCGGGGCGGUGUCGCAGCAGGCGCCGUCCUUCUUCUUGCAUCAGCAGCAGCAGGGGAUUGGGGAAGCGUCGGCAGCCCGGGUCGGGAAUUAUCCCGGUCACCUGAACUUGCUCGCGUCCUUGUCGGGCGGGUCCGGGAACUCCGGCCGGAGGGACGACGACACGCGCUGAUCCCGUGG
Messenger RNA from Eucalyptus grandis, 1166 nucleotides. RefSeq names its product transcription factor TCP7. Gene Ontology annotation, cellular component: nucleus. Gene Ontology annotation, molecular function: DNA-binding transcription factor activity; sequence-specific DNA binding. The record is from RefSeq and is a predicted model, not a curated record. NCBI's taxonomy places the organism in Eukaryota, Viridiplantae, Streptophyta, Magnoliopsida, Myrtales, Myrtaceae. Gene Ontology annotation, biological process: regulation of circadian rhythm.